Messenger RNA from Zootermopsis nevadensis, 6830 nucleotides. It is a transcript of the gene msk, whose product is annotated as importin-7 msk. The record is from RefSeq and is a predicted model, not a curated record. Lineage: Eukaryota; Metazoa; Arthropoda; Insecta; Blattodea; Termopsidae. Gene Ontology annotation, biological process: protein import into nucleus. Gene Ontology annotation, cellular component: nuclear envelope; cytosol. Gene Ontology annotation, molecular function: small GTPase binding.
CCAUGUUAUGUCGAUGAAUCACGUGACUGUACAACAUGUCAUUGGAGUGAAUGUGCCGGGUUAAACUAUCCAAAUUGUUUUCAGUAUUUAGUUCACAUUUUAUUUAUAAACUCUAAAAUUCUUGGAAAAUGGAUACUCGAAAGUUGACAGAUGUUUUGCGUGCCACAAUCGAUCCGAAUCAACGACAGCAAGCGGAAGAACAACUUAGUCAGAUUCACAAAAUUAUUGGUUUUGUACCUUCCCUGUUGCAAGUUGUUAUGCUGUCUGAUGUUGACAUGCCUGUGAGACAGGCUGGUGUAAUCUACCUGAAGAAUCUAGUAACACAGCAUUGGGCAGACCGAGAGGUGGAACCUGGUCAGCCUUUACCAUUUAGUAUUCACGAACAAGACCGAGCUAUGAUCCGUGAUGCCAUAGUAGAUGCCGUUGUUCAUGCACCAGAUCUUGUCAGAGUUCAGCUUGGUAUAUGCGUGAGCAAUAUAGUAAAACACGACUUUCCUGGACGUUGGACACAAAUUGUAGAUAAGAUCAGCAUUUAUUUACAGAAUCCAGAUGCAGCUGGUUGGACAGGAGCACUAAUGUGCUUGUAUCAACUAGUGAAGAAUUUUGAGUACAAGAAACCAGAGGAACGUGGUCCACUGAAUGAAGCAAUGAAUCUUCUUUUCCCUAUGAUGUAUCAGCUGUGUGUUCGCCUACUUCCAGAUCAGUCGGAACAAUCAGUUUUACUCCAGAAACAAAUACUCAAAAUAUAUUUUGCAUUGACACAGUACUCACUCCCAUUGGACUUGAUAUCUCGAGAGGUAUUCUCUCAGUGGAUGGAAAUUGUGCGUGCUGUGGCAGACAGACCAGUUCCAGAGCAAACCAAUGUGGUAGAUGAAGAAGACAGAGUAGAUUUACCAUGGUGGAAAUGCAAGAAGUGGGCACUUCAUAUCCUCCAUAGAAUGUUUGAAAGAUAUGGUAGCCCAGGACAUGUCACCAAAGAAUAUAAGGAAUUUGCGGAAUGGUACUUGAAGACGUUUUCUGCAGGAAUUUUAGAAGUUUUACUGAAAAUACUGGAUCAGUAUAGAAGAAAAAUAUACGUGUCACCACGUGUUAUUCAACAAACAAUCAAUUACAUAAAUCAAGGAGUUAACCAUGCCUUCUCCUGGAAGUUCCUGAAGCCACAUAUGUUUGCCAUUGUUCAGGAUGUUCUGUUCCCAAUUCUGUCAUACUCACAGGCUGAUGAGGAACUAUGGAACACUGACCCAUAUGAAUACAUACGAGUAAAAUUUGACAUAUUUGAAGACUUUGUAUCACCUAUAACAGCAGCACAGACACUGCUCCACUCUUCAUGUAAGAAAAGAAAAGACAUGUUACAGAAAACAAUGCAUUUCAUAAUGCAGGUUUUAACAUCACCAAAUGCAGAUCCUAGACAGAAGGAUGGUGCUUUGCAUAUGGUUGGUACCUUGGCAGAUGUUUUGUUGAAGAAAAAGUUCUACAAAGAACAAAUGGACGAUAUGCUAUGUCAGUAUGUUUUCCCUGAAUUUACCAGUCCCCGAGGGCACAUGCGAGCUAGGGCUUGUUGGGUUCUGCAUUACUUCAGUGAAAUAAAAUUCAAACAGGAAGCAAUCCUUGCAGAAGCCAUCAGACUGACUACAAACGCUCUCCUGACAGACCAUGAUUUACCUGUUAAGGUGGAAGCUGCUAUUGCUUUACAAAUGCUGCUCAGUUCACAAGAAAAAGCACAGAAAUAUGUGGAACCACAGAUAAAACAAAUAACUCUUGAACUACUGACAAUAAUCAGAGAAACAGAGAAUGAUGAUUUGACAAGUGUGAUGCAAAAGAUUGUGUGCACUUACACCGAGCAGCUAAUGCCUAUUGCAGUAGAGAUGUGCCAGCAUCUGGCAACAACAUUUAGCCAAGUGCUAGAGACUGAUGAAGGUUCAGAUGAGAAGGCCAUCACUGCAAUGGGCUUACUGAAUACUAUUGAAACAUUGCUAACUGUGAUGGAGGACCAGCCAGAGGUCAUGGCACAGCUACAACCCACGGUACUGCAGGUGGUAGGACAUAUCUUUUCUCAGAGUGUUAUGGAAUUUUAUGAGGAGGCACUGUCCCUAGUUUAUGAUCUAACAAGUAAAAGUAUUUCACCUGACAUGUGGAAAGUCUUGGAGCUCAUGUAUCAGGUGUUUCAGAAGGAUGGUUUUGACUACUUUACUGACAUGAUGCCUGCGCUUCACAACUAUGUAACAGUAGACACACCUGUCUUCUUAUCGAAUGAAAACUAUGUAUUGGCUAUGUACAACAUGUGCAAAGCUAUCCUUACAGGAGAUGCAGGCGAGGAUCCAGAAUGUCAUGCAUCUAAGUUGUUGGAAGUUAUCAUCUUGCAGUGUAAGGGGCAUAUUGAUCAGUGCAUACCGUCGUUUGUUGAGCUUGUUCUACAAAGACUGACACGUGAAGUGAAAACAUCUGAAUUACGUACAAUGUGCCUCCAAGUUGUUAUAGCAGCAUUGUAUUAUAACCCUCAGUUGCUGUUUGAGACACUGGAGAAACUGCAGUUAGCUGUGUCUCCCACAGAAUCCAUAACAUCACACUUCAUCAAACAGUGGAUUCAUGACACAGAUUGCUUCCUUGGCCUCCAUGACAGAAAACUCUGUGUGCUCGGUUUGUGUACACUUUUGAACUCGUCUGCUGCUCGACCCCUUGCAGUGAACGAGUGUGCUGCACAGAUCAUUCCUUCACUCAUCCUCCUGUUUGAUGGCCUGAAGAGAGCAUAUGUAGCCAAGGCCCAAGAAGGAGAAGAAGAGGAGGAGGAUAUAGAAUCUGACAUUGAUCAAGAAGUUUUGUCAAGUGAUGAAGAUGAAAUAGAUGAUACGAAUCAGGAAUACCUAGAAAAAUUACAGGAAAAGGUAACAAAAGGCAGAGAUGGUAGUCCAUUCAACAUAACGGCUUAUAUUCAGGACGAAGAUACGGAUGAUGGUAGUGAUGAUGACUAUGAAGUAAAUGAGGAGACUGCUUUGGAAAGCUAUACAACCCCUCUAGAUGAAGGAAAUUGUAAUGUUGAUGAGUACAUUGUAUUCAAAGAAGUUUUGCAAAACAUUCAGGCUAGUGAUCCUGCAUGGUAUCAGAUUUUAACAGCCAACUUGACCACAGAACAGCAGAAAGCACUACAGGAAGUAAUGGUGCUUGCAGAUCAAAGGAAGGCAGCUGCUGAAAGCAAGAGGAUAGAACAAAGUGGAGGUUAUGUAUUCAAUCAACAGACGGUGCCUGCUUCUUUUAAUUUUGGUGGAACCCCCUUGGGACGAUAGAGUAUCUUCUGAUGAUAGUGACAGUUUAUAUAUUGGACAUCUGUGACAAUUUGCAGCACUUUUUUUACUGUCAUGCAAGAGGGAAAUGUGUUACAUGUGCAUAGAUCCUAGUGAAAUUUUUGUCCAUUGAACAUACUGUAAUUAAAUUAAAAGUAUGUAAAAAUACAUUCACAUUGUGCAAAAUUUAAUACUACAGUAAAAGUAUACAUUCAUGUUACUUCUGAAGUGCAAAUAUAACAGAAGUCUCAAACAAGUGAAGUUUCAUAAAUUGAAAAUACAUUUUAGAAGAAUGUAUAAUACUGAAUGUAUCAGGAUAUUGUAACAUUUUCCAGUGUGUCUAAUUAUUGUCCACUUAUGAAUGUUUAUGCAUGGAGUUUAAUGGCUUUAUAUUAUUUUUCUCUUUGAAACUGACUACUUGUAACAAAACAAAGUAUUGGCUCCCUGCAAUUUUUAAUACUCAAUUGCCACCCAGCAUGUCAUUUUUGCCAUUGAUUUCCCACUUACAUCAUUCAACACAGAUUGUAAAUUAAGUAGGUACUAUUAACUUUGAGAUCCUAGUACCUAAAUUUGUAUUAUUUAUUCAGUCAUAUUUAUUGUGGAACUAAGCCUGAACCAAUAUAAAUGUAGAGGCUAAAGGAUGAAUUGGGGUUAAAUGCAGGUUACAGUUUGGGUUCCUAUAUCUGAAAAUGCUUCAUAAGUAGUUUUAGUCUGUGACAAAGGAAUUAGGCUUGAGGUUGUUUCCACCAAUAUCAGAGCCCAAUAUGAUAAAAGUGUACAAACAUGGUGUGAUUCAGGUACUCAACAUGGUUGCUGACAUGCUUAAAUAAAUAUGUUGAAGGCCUGUUUUAGAAUCAAAGGAAUGUGCCUUGGAUGAGACACCACUGUAUAAAAUUAGAAUUCUGGACCUUAUACUAAAAUACAGUUUCAAAGUGAAACUGUAGGUCGGAAAGUAGGAGUACUUGCAAACACACCACUAGGAAUAUUACAUCUCCACCGUACAUGGAGUUAUUCCUGUUAUAUUUAAACAUAGAUUGUUUAAUAAGAAAAUAUUUAUGGUAGAUCACUGGUGUAUGGUGCUUCAAAAUUUAGUUCUGUAAGGUUUUCUACUUCAAGCCUAUACUAGCUUGACUCUUUUAAGGACCCCCCCCCCCCUUUUUACAUAAGUUGUAUCAUAUCAUAGCUGCAUUGAACGCUUUGUCAGAAUUAUAUAAUUGGCACUUCUUAGAUGUUUCUGAUAUUCAAUAUGUCUUGCUUAAUAUUAUAAAUUUGAAAGAGGGUGAAAACCACAUGCAUUGGAGUGAUAAUUAUGCUUAAAUAUCUAUUUUCUGAACUGUAUAAAGUAACUUUUAUCCAACUGGCUUUAUAUGUGUGCUGUUUAAAUGCCAAAACAUGGUGAACAUCCAUUAUUAGUCAUGAGGUCUUGACACUUGAAUAGCUGUAAACAAAACAUUGUAAAUGGCAGGAUUCUGACAAGGAUAUCAUGGAUCUGGACUGAGCUUUUACUUAUCUGAACAUAAUAAACAAAGUGAAACUAAACACCCUGUCAAACUUUUAUCACUAUCAAUUUAUUUGGCAGAAUAAAUUUAUGAAACAGCCUACAAUGUACUAAUUAGUAGCCAAAGAAAUGCAUUAGCUUUGGUAACAGGCUCACUGAAUUUUGACAGUUUGAAGCUAAAACAGCAGAUUGAAAAUUCUUUUGAUAACAAAAUCUUAACUUUAUUCCAACAGAAUGAAAUCCUACUGAAACAACCAUUCAUUCUCCUGGGGAAACUACAGACCAAGAAACCACACAAAUAUUAAACAAAAAUUGUUCAAACACAAAGACCAUAAUUUUCAUAAACAUAAUUAAAAUUCAUUCAAUAGGGAUGCAGCAUUUGUGUGUGCAAACUGCUUACACACUUAAAAAGGCUUUCUUCAUUGCAGUUUAUGUAAGUGAAUUAAAAGUAUGCACAACAGUUCUGUCGGUCUUAACUUAGAAGAUGACAUUUCCUAGUGUUUAUGGUUCAGAUAUUAUGUGUAAAGCAAUUAUAUGCACAAAUCCAAUACUGCUCACAUGUAUCAUCCUGCAAUGGCUGAAACAGGCUCCCUUCAACCUCUAAGAAAUAAGUUGCAAUUUCCUCGGGUAGAAUCUUGUCAGCCAUCAACUGUCUUGAAAUAGUUCAUUUUCUGUGUAAUACCUAUCACUUUAAACACCUUUCAAAGUACACUGAACCAACAUAGCCACCCCUCAUUGCUUUCUGAACAUUUUGUUCAAAAAGGCGCCUGUUGUUCUGAAGCACUUCUGCAGCUUCCUUGUUCAGUGGAUCCUCGGGAUUCGGCUCCUAUGUGAAAACAAAGAACUGUAUAAUUUACCUUUCCUUUAUGCGUGCUACAUUGUUUUUAACUUAAGUAAUGUCUUUCCUGAACUGGUUCUGAAUUCUAAUGUAUAUGCGUCUUAACCCUUUCAUUAGUGAAAUUUUUUCCCAUUAAACAGACUGUCUGGAAAAAGUAAUCAACUUCGAUGACUUACCAAAAAACAAGAAUAUAACAAAUGUCCUAAAAGAUUAUGUACACAGUAACGAGCAAAGUAUAAACAAUCAUUACAUUUAUACGAAUCACAGAGUGUUAUAUGUAAUCCAGGAAUGCUGUUUUAUACUAAUCACUUUUGAAUUUGGUAGCAGUGAAAGCACUUAUGUAAUUAUGAAAGAGAAAUGGAUUCAGUUUUGAGGAAAUAAAGUGAAUAUAAUUUCAAUUUAUCAUUUUAUACAAUAUGAAUUAUUAUUAAAUUUCAUUAAGGCUUGAUAAUAAUUAGCAACUAACUGCCUGAUUGAUUCAUACUUGGGACUGAAUAAUGUGUACAGCAGCAAAAUAUGAACUAGCAUCUGCUUCCUUCCCUGUAUAAGCAUUUUAAUUAAUUUCUCUUAAAAAUAUAAAUGCAUAGAUACAAACUGACAGCUUUGUCUACCCUAUGCAGUCAAUUUAACAUCAGAAUUUAAAACAUUAUGACAUUAAUUUGUUCAUCUAACAGUAUAAGUGUUAUGUAAAGUCCUUUUUAGCAGUAGUCUGAUAAAAAUCUUGGGGAUGGAGGAGUGGCAGCAACUGAAAUAUUAAAUUUACAUGAUAACCAUAAUAAACAGGGUAAAGUGGGCUUUGCUUUUGGUGUAACAGAAAAUACUUUCAAAAUACAAUAUUUUAAUGGUACAGUGAAUCCUAGAAUACUCCAUUGAAAGGAGUUGGCUGUGACUGUCACUAUAUAAUUUGGACACACACACCUUCAGAGUGUUUUUUUUUAAUUUGCUCAAUCAACUGAUGCUCAUUAAUUAUACAUUUACAUUUUGUUUUCAGAUGCUCUUUUGUCAAAAUAUCCUAUACCAUUUGUGAAAUCUCUGAAUUCUGUAUGAAGUAUAUUUUUACAUAAAAUGUUCUAUAAGAAAGAAACAAAUGUGCUCAGUAAAUAGCAAGCUAUAAAAAAAUGGUAAAAUACAUAACCGUACCGUGUGCAUUGCUGAACAAGUUGUUAUCACUAUACUGAUAUAGACUAGUUUAAUAAAAUAUAAUAUAUGCAACAUU